This is a messenger RNA of Schistosoma turkestanicum, 1173 nucleotides long. NCBI's taxonomy places the organism in Eukaryota, Metazoa, Platyhelminthes, Trematoda, Strigeidida, Schistosomatidae. The record is from the annotation of a GenBank genome assembly.
AUGAAAGGUUCAAAAAUUACAAAUCAUCGGAAUUUUCCAGUGGAUGGAUGUCUACCAGAUAUUGAUUAUUCAUUGAUGAGAAUGAAAAAUUUGGAUGAUCUUGAUUUGGACAAAGUUUUAAUGGAAUAUGAGUCUGUUCACAUACAACGUACAGAUCAUAACUCCGAUUCGAAAUUUAAUAUAACACUAACAUCAAGCAAUCCGGAAAUCUUUGGUAAGCAGCAUUAUGAAGAUGUAUUUGUUGAAACGGAAAAUUCUAGAAAUGGAAUUAAAUCUGGCGAUCAAGUCAUACAAAUCGAUGGUGUAUCAGUUAGAAAUUUGAAACAGGCGAAUGAACUUUUGGAACGAUCUGGCAAAACUGCCAGUCUUCUGUUAUUGAGACCGGUCAAAGUUUUCAAUUUAGACUGUGAUCAGUCUAUCUGCAUUCCUCAAAACAAUGAAUUGAUCAAUAAAACUUAUAUAAAGAACAAAAUUAUCCAAUCACCUCGAACAUUUCCUCAUAUGGUUUACACAACACCAGAUCGUUUAAAACAAACAAUUUGGUUACAACAAAAUAUAUUAUUAGAAAAAUUAAAUUUAUUAUCAAAAAUAAACUGUGAUAUGGAUAAUGAUAGUAAUCAUGUCAAACCAACUAACUCCAAUAUGAAUAAGAAUGAAAACAAUACAACAACUGAUAAUCAAACUGAGAAACCUGGCGUUACCAAUUCACCACAUCAAUUGGAUCCAAGAACAACAUGCAGUAGUCCAGUGACUUCUUGGAGAAUCCGACGAAGUGCAGAUGGAACUCGGUAUAUAACAAAAAAGUAUAAAAGGCCUUCAGAAUUUUUACAUUGCAAGUCUUCAAAACUGAAUGCAAAUGAUCAAUAUCUCAACAGUAAACAUCCGUCUGUCAGUCGUACAAAUUCUUCAUGUUGUGAAAUCUCAGAAAAGCACAAAACCUCAGGUAAUCAAUCGAAAUCUUUGACAAAUUUAGAAAAUGUAAAUAGUCCUAUACAUUUAUAUCAUGUAAAUAACAUGCCGACUGUAAAUACUGUGACAUCUUCAGAAAGUAAUUUGGUAAAACAAUGCAAAAUUAAAUUUGGAAAUAGUGAAAUUCUUCAAAUGUCAAAUGUCAACAUAAAGAUAGAUUACCUUAGAGUUUUGCCUAAAUGUACACCAAAUCUACACUGUUAA